UAUCUCACUAUCGCAUCUAAUCAGAGCCAUCGGGCCACACCGCACGCCAGUUUCUCCGGGGCAGUGAAGCUGGGAGUGUGUUCUUACUUUGAGGUUGUGUUAGUCAGCUGUUUGUGUUGGCAUGUGUUUGAUCCUCAUCAGUGUGCCUGCCUACUACGGGAAGCAGUGGUGGGCUGCAGGAGGCACAUUAUGAAACAAGCAAACGGACAACCCUUACUUGCAGGAAGUAUACAAGGCAAGACCAAAACUUAAUAUCAGAAAACAUACACAAGACACGGUGUAUCCGGAGAUUCAGUAAAAAGAAAUCAUGACAAGAAAAGGAUAACGAACCACGCACAGGAGUCGCUCUGAGAAGGAAGCGAGGGUGAGGCUGUGCAGAGUCGGCAGAGGUUGGCCGCGAGGGCUGUGACAAAGGGCGGCCAAAUGUUAUAAUUUCCCCAAACUAUUCAGAAAACAUAUACAAAUUAAAGGUACUACAUAAAAGUCUGAUUUUUUCCUUCUUGCGUGGAGACAAUUUGUGAAGUGGGUGCCCACCGCACGGACUUUCACCCGGACGGGCACUAGCCACAGGUGUGCACGUCUUCCGCCGCAUGGGCGUGGUGACGGUGAGGCGGUGGCGGCACGUCAGCCUGGUGGCGGGCGUGUGUCUGGCCGCCUGGCUAGGCUACUUCCUCCUGCUGCGCCCCACAGGCCGGGGAGACAGCGGGCGGAGCAGGCCCCGACGCCCCUUCCCCGCGGACGCUUCGUCAGGACUGUACACAAGGACGAGCCGGGCAAACUCAACCCCGAGUCGUGGAGAAAGACGCCGCGGGUCAUGUGCUUGGUGGUGACCUCGCCUCAGUACCACCACAGGAGGGCCAGCCACGUGAAGGCCACGUGGGGCCACUGGGGGCGCGGGGCGUGCCCUAACACUGUCUUCCUCACUUCCACUCAAGAUGACACUCUCCAGAACGUCAUUUUAUCCAAGUUUUCAAGCUACGAGGACCUCUGGGGGAAGGUGCUGGACGGGCUGCUGCAAGUGAACGCGUCGGAGGCUGACUGGUUCGUGAAGGUGGACGAUGACACUUUCUUGCUCUACCCUAACCUGCUGGAACUCCUGGGGCCCUUGGAUCCAGCGGAGCCUCUGUACCUCGGCCUUUCCCUCGUCUACCGGCCGGAGGGAGGUGUGACGCACGAGAAAGGCAAGAGGCAGCAAAAGACCGCGACCUCUUUGCAGGAGGGGGAGGAGGUGACCUACAUGAGCGGCGGAGCAGGCUACGUGCUGAGCCGCGCCGCCCUCACCCGCCUGCAGGCCUCCCACGCCCCCUCCCGCUGCCGACCCCCGGGACAAACAGCCUUCGAGGACGUCAACAUGGGCUAUUGCAUGGCUGCACUCGGUGUGCGUGCCGCAGACACGCGCGACCCCUUGGGACGGGUGAGGUUCCUGCCGUGCUCGCCGCGCCGCUUCCUCCAGCCAAGGCCAGACCCGGACCUCGAGUGGCUUCUAAACUUCAGCAAAUACGAAAUCCACCUUGGCGCGGAGAGCCUCAGCGACCUGGUGGUGAGUUUCCACGAGAUCCGGGACCCCCUUGACUUCUACUUCCUGCAGUAUUUAGUGUACGAUCUGAAGCCCCUCCCGCCGGGCACUUCCCGCCCCUUCACGUCCUCCAGGAUCCCCCAGCAGUAACCCAGAACGCAUCAUCCUUCUUCCUGGACCGCUUGAGCACUGUGUAGCCCUUCAGUCCGCCACAGGGUGCAGGACGGCUGGUUCAUUGGCCUGCACUUCGCCUGCUGGUCAUGAGUGUGCCGAGCUUGGAGUGUAUGUACUAAGAGCACGUGACUACUGAAGUGUCCGGGUGGAGGGCGGGUGCUCGGCUGCUUCUCAAAGAUAAUAUCAUGAACGUUAUGCUUCCUAAGACUGCAUCUUGAAGUGCUUGUAAGCUAAGGAAUGAUUGACUGCGACAUCAUGAAACGACGAGUUUUGUUAAGUUAAAACGUUUGAAGCACAAAAGAUAAAUCCACACACGGUGUUUCUGGAAAAGUCCCAUGUCCUCCCCCUCCUCCAACGCCACACAUACACACACAUACACACACACACACACACACACACACACACACACACACAUGGAAGAGUUCCUUUAUCUCAACUUUUCCUUUAUCUCUUCCUCUGUCUCAAGGUAAGAGGACAGGAAGCGAGGGAAGGAUGUUCAAUUUUUGUUGGACUUAACAUUUAGCUCCCAGACGUCCCGUCUGGGAGCUAAAUAGCUAUGUAGAUCGACAAUUUGACAAAAAAAAUUGCUUUGGGAAUGACUGAUCAUGUUACUAUUUUUGAAUAAACUAUAUUUUUCAACUCUCCGGA
Messenger RNA from Eriocheir sinensis (Chinese mitten crab), 2338 nucleotides. RefSeq names its product glycoprotein-N-acetylgalactosamine 3-beta-galactosyltransferase 1-like. Gene Ontology annotation, molecular function: N-acetylgalactosaminide beta-1,3-galactosyltransferase activity. Lineage: Eukaryota; Metazoa; Arthropoda; Malacostraca; Decapoda; Varunidae. Gene Ontology annotation, cellular component: membrane. Bases 815 to 1666 code for a protein of 283 amino acids. The record is from RefSeq and is a predicted model, not a curated record. The transcript has 7 exons.